UGGCAGGUAGAGCAGUUUCUCUUCAUCUGUAUCAAUCCAGAUUGUAAUUCUGAGAGCCAAAAAAGAAUGGGAUGAUGUGCUUGGAAUGGUGUGUAAGGCCCUGGGAAUAAGGAUGUUGUUGGUGUUUUAACAUUGGAGACAUAGAUAUGAUCUUUAAGUGUGUUUUCACAUACUGGGCAUUGAGUUUUCUGAAUACGUUUGCUUCAUUGUAGGAUAACGGUGUCUUCAAGUGAACUGUAAGCUUGAGUUUGCUGAAGUGCCCUUCUUUAACAGCAUAUGAUCCUGAAAUACAUGGCCUAAAGUACAUCUCCCUUUUUCUUACAGUAGUCCUGUGAACAGCAGUUUAUAGAAUAAAAGCAUUCUCUCCACGUUUCCAGGAAACAGGUGAAAUGGGUGCCAUACUUCGGGGAUGUUCCCUGGCCUUUAUAGAGAUUUAAUACAUUGUGAUGGUCAAUUUGCUGUCUUCCAGUAGUCCUUGCAAGCUUCAAUUGCAAGAAUCAAAGUUUCCAAGCAACCAAACCCUGCAAACAAAAGUGUUGUAUUUACAUCUUUGUUGCCUGGGAGUGCUGCUGCUGCCCCACACGUCGCUCCAGAUGGCUGGUGAGUUGGCAGAGAUCAAGUCACGGACUUACAGAGCAGAGCUGAGGUAGCGAUGAGUGGUCGAGAGGUGGUUGCUCUGAGUGUGGGAGGUGUGAGAUUUGUAACCCGGCCCUGCACCUUGCUGCAGUUCCCCGAGUCCAGGUUAGCACGCAUGCUGGCUGGUGACGACCCGGAGUUUAAACUGGUGAAUGGAGAAUUUUUUGUGGACAGAGAUGGUGCUUUGUUCAGUUACAUCAUGGACUUCUUAAGGACUCUUCAGGUCUCUCUGCCUGCUGAUUUUUCAGACUUCCAGAGGCUGCGCAGAGAAGCGGAAUUCUAUGAGCUGUACCCCCUGGCUGAGCUCCUGGGCCAGGAACACCUCUUGAAGCCGAGGCUGGAGAUCUUGGAGGUGCGUUUUUUCCUCCAGGAGACGCAGGCCUUUUUCCGGAUCUUCGGUUCCUGCAGCAACACCGUGGAGACGCUGGCUGAGCAGAUCACUGUGCUUACAGGGCAGCGGCCAGGGCAAGGCUGGAGCGGCCCUUUUCCUUCUCAGAAACCACUAAUUCCACUUCCUUUGGAAAGACCUUCUCAUCACGACAUGGUUUUUCAGUGUGGAACCGACUGCUCUGCCGGUGACCGGUUUGUGGCCAGGUAUGUUUCCAUAAAACCUGACAACAGAGUGCUGAUAAAUGGUACUAACGUGCUAGGCCUGCUGAUUGACACCUUGCUCAAAGAUGGAUUUCGCCUCGUAAGCACCAGGACAGUGUCCAGCGAUGACAAAGUGGAAUGCUACAGUUUUGAAAGGACACAGAGGCCUGCGAGCCUUAGCAUUGCUGCAGACCAGCACCCAGGGAGCUCUGGGAUGGUGCAGGCAAGGAGAAGCCGAGUGCAGAAGGGGAAAUAAAGCAUUUUCCUGUGCUCUUGUGAAGGUGGAAGAGGUGUGUGUCAGCACCAGUGGCCUCUUUUUGUUGUUUGCUCAUUUGAAACUGCAGCUAUUGAGGAAAGUAACAAACAAACAACUCGUUAAAAAAAGAGGCGGGAGAAAAAAAUGCCCUUCUGCCUUUCCCUGCUCCACCCUCUUCAGUUCUAAAUAAAAGAGCCACAGAUUCAAUGCUGUUUCUGUGGACCAGACUGCAGUACUUUCAAGGGCAGUUUUUGUUUUUCUCCGUGGCUAAAACUUGUGUGACUUGCAGAAAAUCAGUCGCUGCUUCUAGAAAAUCAUUGUUCUGUGCUACACAGACUUCAUAUGUGAUCGUACACGGAGGAGUGACGAUUUGACAACCUGCACUCAAGCAGUGUGGAUAAGUGGCUGGAGGAGGAAUGUCAACCUGAGAGACUGGAGGUUGUUUCUGCUUUGGAAGCACGCACCAAUUCCUGCAGUGGCGAGGUCACAAGUUAUGCUGCUGUGGGCCUGGAGACAUGAGAACGCGGCUUUGUGGACACACCGCUGGCGUUCAUGAAAUAAUAAUGUGUCACUGUCUCUUGCAAAAUACUCCUCUGUCCUCUCCCUGCACUCUGAAGACACUGAGCUGCUCAUUACUGCUGAGAAUUAAAUGAUAAAGGUCCUCAGAAAAGACUUGUGAUAUGAACAAAGAGUCAGUCAGUUCUUAGAGCCUUAAGUGUAAGAACAAACGUGUGAUGAGCAGUCCUUCAGAUGGGAGAGUUGGUGCAGUUUUAAGCAAAAUAAUACAAGGCAUCUCUUAGUGUUGUUAAAUGGAAAGGUAUUUAGGAAGGAGACUUGGCAGAGGUUGCCUUGGGAAUGUUAACCCCGUACAAUGCUUUGUAAAGGUGCCAGUUAUCUCAGGUAUGGGAGAGCUGAGUUAAUGAGGCUUUGUACAUGGAGAACCUUUUGUCCUGCCCAACAGGCAAGUCAUGGCAGUGUCAAGGAUUCAUUAUUUGAAUCUGAUUUUGUUUCUUGUUAAGAAAACAUCUUUCCAAUGCUAUGUCAGCCUAUUUGGCUGACUAAUUAGAGCUGGCUUUCCUUUAGCUUUAAAGUGUCCAUUUCUUUACAGCUCUUAGGAAUGGUGAUGGGUGGUGGGGAUCACUCUCCUGUUUCUCGUUUAUAGGGUUUGAAAUGAAACGGAUCAUUCCAGACUUCUGGUGCCGCUAUCAGAUGUUUGUUUUCUCUGUGCUACCAUAAAGCAUUUUAGUUUGACACAGGUUCAGAAGUUCACUGGCAACAAGUAGGUUCUCUUUGCUUGUUUUGGAGCUCUUCAGGGGUAAAAUAAUGUGAUUGUGGGACGACAUCUCCUAAGCUGCUUACAGGCUACACACACAUAGUAAAUACUGUGGGAUGUUAACCUGGAUGCUUUCACUUCAGACUGUUGUUUUUUUUUUGUCAAUGUCAAUCAAUAUGUUCAUGCUUGGAGCACAGGCCUUUUACUAAUAAAUUUAGGCUACUUCA
Messenger RNA from Coturnix japonica (Japanese quail), 2983 nucleotides. RefSeq names its product potassium channel regulator (gene KCNRG). The record is from RefSeq and is a predicted model, not a curated record. Gene Ontology annotation, molecular function: protein binding. Gene Ontology annotation, biological process: negative regulation of delayed rectifier potassium channel activity; protein homooligomerization. NCBI's taxonomy places the organism in Eukaryota, Metazoa, Chordata, Aves, Galliformes, Phasianidae. Gene Ontology annotation, cellular component: endoplasmic reticulum.